UCUAUGAAACUUCCUGGAAGCUGCAUGGAGUGCUAUUUAUAACGGACCAUGUCUUACACCCGAACUCAUCAGAUAGAUAGCACGAUCCUCAACGGUGUUUUGUGAUUAAAAAAACGACCAAGAUUGUGGCAAAACAAGAUGGCUUCCCUGCAUGAACCAUGGCUAGUGGAGAACGGGUUGAAGGGAUCUAGCAAGGAGAUUCGCCAUGGCAGGACUGCACACAACAUGUCGUCUUCGUCAUUGCGGAAAAAAUCGGACCUGACGCUAGUUUCCAAGGUUCGGUAUGCAAUGCUUAGGCAGUUCCUCGCCAAUCUUCAAGAGGUCAUAUUAGGGACCAAGCUCUCCGUUCUCUUCCCUGCAAUUCCAUUGGCCAUUGUUGCUGAGUGUUAUGGAUUUGGAAGACCCUGGGUGUUUGCAUUAAGUUUACUUGGACUUACACCAUUGGCUGAACGAGUCAGCUUUCUCACCGAGCAAAUUGCUUAUUACACUGGUCCAACAGUGGGAGGGCUGUUGAAUGCAACAUGCGGGAAUGCAACCGAGCUGAUCAUAGCAAUUUUCGCACUAAGCCAACAUAAAAUAGAUGUGGUCAAGUAUUCCCUUCUGGGUUCAGUCCUAUCGAACCUGCUUUUGGUUCUUGGAACCUCUCUCUUCUGUGGCGGUAUUGCCAACAUCGCAAGGGAACAAAAAUACGAUAGGAGACAAGCGGAUGUGAACUCUCUCCUUCUUUUCCUUGGAUUAUUGUGCCAUUCGCUGCCAUUGUUGUUCCGUAUGAGUGGAGCAUCCGCUGCUCUCACAGCCGACCCAACGCUACAGUUGUCAAGAGCAAGCAGCAUUGUCAUGUUGAUUGCAUACGUAUCAUACAUAGUCUUCCAACUAUUCACUCACAGGCAGUUGUUUGAAGCUCCAGAGGAAGCAGAAGGCGACGAUGAUGGAAUAUCAGAAGAAGAGCCAGUAAUUGGAUUUUGGAGUGGGUUUAUAUGGCUAGUUGGAAUGACUGUUGUCAUUUCUCUCCUCUCUGAAUAUGUUGUAGAAACUAUUGAGGAUGCCUCGGAUACUUGGGGAAUUUCUGUAAGUUUCAUCAGCAUUAUUCUGCUACCCAUUGUUGGAAAUGCAGCAGAACAUGCAGGAGCUAUCAUUUUUGCUUUUAAAAAUAAGCUGGAUAUUUCUUUAGGUGUUGCAUUAGGGUCUGCAACUCAGAUUUCCAUGUUUGUGGUCCCACUCUGCGUCCUUGUCUCUUGGAUUAUGGGCAUUAACAUGGAUCUUAAUUUCAAUCUCCUUGAAACUGGCUCUCUCGCUCUAUCCAUUAUUGCUGUUGCCUUCACUUUACAGGAUGGCACUUCUCACUACAUGAAAGGCCUGGUUCUUCUACUGCUCUACAUUGUUAUUGGAGCUUGCUUUUUUGUAUCCAAAACACCUCUAAACCAAGUAAACAUCACAAACUCGGGAGCUAAACUUGCUAUUGACACAAUCUUCAGAGCUUGAUAAGCUUUGCCGUCUCGGGGGAUGUCGUUACUCCACCCCCCCCCCCCCCCCUUUUGAUGAUGAAAUGUUUGAAACUUGAUCAGAGAUUUCAUGCAUUUGUUAUUCUUUCAUAUCUGGGGCCUGGCGGAAAGCUGACAAUUUGCAGCUACUAGGCCGCAUACAAGUUGUCAUGCCUUCAAAGUUGAGAUGGAUACUAUCUAUAAGUAUACCGUUGAAGCUGAAGAAGACAGGCUAUACAAUACACAGCACAUUGUUCUGUCUGUGUCUACAUCUCUCUUAGGUGUGUUUCUCAGUUAUGCCCGUAAUUAAGUAGUGGCAGCAAAUGAGCUACACAUUUGGUGGUUUGUUUCCCUCUUGUACUGCAGCUAUCAAAAUAAAAUGAAAUCGUUGUUGUUCUUUAUUUGCCAA
This is a messenger RNA of Gossypium arboreum, 1890 nucleotides long. Its product is annotated as vacuolar cation/proton exchanger 3-like. Gene Ontology annotation, molecular function: calcium:proton antiporter activity. The coding region runs from base 139 to 1482 and encodes 447 amino acids. The transcript has 12 exons. The record is from RefSeq and is a predicted model, not a curated record. Gene Ontology annotation, biological process: intracellular calcium ion homeostasis; calcium ion transmembrane transport. Gene Ontology annotation, cellular component: plant-type vacuole membrane. NCBI's taxonomy places the organism in Eukaryota, Viridiplantae, Streptophyta, Magnoliopsida, Malvales, Malvaceae.